AUGAUGGGCAAAGAGGAGGAUAUUGCGCGGAUCGCUCGGAGGCUGGACAAGAUGGUGACCAAGAAGAGCGCGGAAGGAGCAAUGGACCUACUUCGAGAGCUGAAGGCCAUGCCUGUCACACUGCACCUGCUGCAGUCCACCCGCAUCGGGAUGUCGGUAAACGCACUUCGGAAACAGAGCUCAGAUGAGGAGGUCAUCACGCUCGCCAAGUCGCUCAUCAAGUCCUGGAAGAAGCUCCUGGAUGCUUCAGAUGCUAAAGCUGGGGAGCAGAGGGGUGCGUCCCUGGCUGUGACACCCUCGAGAGACACCGCUGAGGCAAAGGCCCACAGCCGCAAGAGACCGGAGCCGUCCAAGACCCCAUCAACCCCUCGCAUGACCACAUUCCCCCCAACGCCUAUCACCUGUGAUGCUGUGCGGAACAAGUGCCGGGAGAUGCUGGCUGCUGCCUUGCAGACGGACCAUGACCACGUGGCCAUCGGCGCGGACUGUGAGCACCUGUCUGCCCAGAUCGAAGAAUGCAUCUUCCGGGACGUGGGGAGCACGGACGUCAAGUACAAGAACCGCGUGCGGAGCCGCAUCGCCAACCUGAAGGAUGCCAAGAAUCCUGGGCUGCGGCAGAGUGUUCUGCGCGGCGCCAUAGCGCCCCAGCGCAUCGCUGAGAUGACCUCUGAGGAGAUGGCCAGUGACGAGCUGAAGGAGAUCCGCAAGGCCAUGACCAGGGAGGCCAUCCGUGAGCAUCAGAUGGCCCGUGCAGGCGGCACCCACACCGACCUCUUCACGUGCAGCAGGUGUAGGAGGAAGAGCUGCACCUACACUCAGGUGCAAACCCGAAGCUCUGAUGAGCCCAUGACCACCUUUGUUGUCUGCAAUGAGUGUGGAAACCGCUGGAAGUUCUGCUGA
Orycteropus afer afer is the source of this 900-nucleotide messenger RNA. RefSeq names its product transcription elongation factor A2 (gene TCEA2). Lineage: Eukaryota; Metazoa; Chordata; Mammalia; Tubulidentata; Orycteropodidae. Gene Ontology annotation, biological process: DNA-templated transcription; transcription elongation by RNA polymerase II. The record is from RefSeq and is a predicted model, not a curated record. Bases 1 to 900 code for a protein of 299 amino acids. Gene Ontology annotation, molecular function: zinc ion binding; nucleic acid binding. Gene Ontology annotation, cellular component: nucleus. The transcript is spliced from 10 exons.